Molecule: messenger RNA, 4703 nt
Organism: Culex quinquefasciatus (southern house mosquito)
Lineage: Eukaryota; Metazoa; Arthropoda; Insecta; Diptera; Culicidae
Gene: Gp150
Exons: 10
Coding region: 253-3720 (1155 amino acids)
Cellular component (GO): extracellular matrix
Molecular function (GO): protein binding
Source: RefSeq, a predicted model, not a curated record
CUCCAUUACUGAGUAAACUUUAGACGUGAACGGUCGUGGGAGUCCCGUUCGUUCCUCCCGAAAGUCUUUUGAGUGUGAUUUCGCUGUAGCAAUACAACGAGCAAUAAAAAAAACAUCUGCUGAAACAGUGGUGAAGAGAAGAUCUGCUGCUGUUGCUGGAUUAGGACGGGUUCGUCAAGACUUUGAAGCUCGGUUUCUAGGGGUGAGCAUACGCACCCUUACACUUUGCGUGCAGGCGUUAGAAGAAACGCGAUGAGCUACCAGUGCUUACUGGUACUCACGCUGUCGCUGCUGGCGACCAGCGUGAGCUUAGCCAACCCGGCGUCGGCCGCCGAGAAGGCCGCGGCCACGACCAGUGCCCUGCCCAAGGCCCAGGACCCGCUGUUCAACAAGAUGCUCGCCGAGAAGUCCGACGGCAUCCCGAUGGCGCACAACCCGCUGUACAACAAGAUGCUGCCGGAAGAUCUGGAGGAGAACCUCAUCGAUGAUGAUGACGAGCCGGCGAAGAAGCCGGCCGACAGCAAUCCCAAGUACGCCCAGCACGCGGCGCUGCUCAAGAAGCUGGCCAAGGAGCAGCAGCAGAAGCAGGAGUCCACGACGAUGGGAAUUGUGCCUAUCAACAAGAGCGAAGACAAGGACAGCUUCGACGACGAGGAUAGCUACGAAGACGAGGGAGACCUGCUGCUGGACAACGACGACAAAGUUGCGGACGCCGAGGUACUGCCACAGGUUGAGGAUCUCUCAGAUGUGCAGUUUUCACAGCCUUCGGUUACGGAAUCCAAGGCUGUCGAAAAACAGGCCGUCCAAACUGGCAGCUCGUCCAGCACGACUGCCCGGACCACAACCUCCACGACCCUUUCGGAAGAUGAGUACUACGAUGACGAGGGAAGCGAUGAAACGAUCGAUCCGCUAGCGAUCGAGAAGGUUCUCGCGGAGAGUGUCGCUAACAACAAGGUGAUCGAGCCCAAGAAGCCGGUUACGCCAAAGGCCUCGACUUCAACCACCACCACUACAACAACCACGACCACCACAACAGUGGCCCCGGACGAUGAGUACUACAAUGAUGACGAUAGCGAAGAGCUCGAUAACGAAAAGAUCGAUCCGCUCGCGAUCGAGAAGGUGCUCGCGAAGAACGCUCCCAAGUCCACCGAGGCUCCCAAGUCUACGACGGCCAAGCCGAAACCAUCGGAUGCCCCCAAACAGGCGGCCACGUCCACCGCAAAGACCUCCGUCGCGGACAACGAGAUCCUAGACGAGAUCGACGAGGACGACGAGGAGUACCAGUACGAUGAAGACGAUGCGGACGAUGAGAAGAUCGACUUCGAUGCCGUCGACAAGCUGCUGGCCCAGAAGAACAAGAACAAGAAGCAGCAACAGCAGAAGGAAACGGCUACCGGUGCUGCCACCAGCAAGAAAACUGACAGCAAGAAUGCUAACUACCCGGAAUACUACGACGAAGAUGAUGAGGAUGACGAUGAUGACUACAACAUGGAAGAGCAAGUGCACCUGUGCCCACGGGACUGCAUCUGCGAGCGCAACAUGCACGCCUACCUGGUGGCCACCUGCAGCCGGCUUGAUCUGGACACCCAGAAGUUCUCGCCGUCCAUCACCGAUCUGCAAGUCCUGGACGUUGGUCCCAAGUAUCCGAUCGUUCUGAGUGCCGAGUUCUUCAAGCAAAUUGGUCUUUCGCACGUGGUUUCCAUCAAGAUCAGCAACUGCACGAUCGAAUACAUCAGCCCGACGGCGUUCGCCGGACUGGAUGAUCUGUACUCGGUGAACCUGACCAACUCGGGGAUUGACAUGCUCCAUCCGGAUACCUUCGCCAACAACACCAAGCUGCGACUGCUCACGCUGUCCGGAAACGAUCUCAGUGCAAUGCAGAGCGUCAACUACAACACUCCGUACACCGAUUACAUGCUGAAGGCUCCGUCCAUCGAAGAGCUGGACAUCUCCAAGUGCAAUCUGCAGGCUCUGCAGCCCACGGCCUUCAACGAGCUCAAGAACAUCAUCUACAUCAACCUGGCCGACAACAAGCUGAAGACGCUGCCGGAAGGUAUCUUUGACAAGGUGGAAACCAUCGAAGAGCUCGACCUGUCGACCAACUCGAUCGCCGAACUGCCCAAGAACAUCUUCAACAAGACUUCGCUGGCCAUUCUGCACCUGAAGUACAACCUGAUCAGCAGCAACCUGGACUUUGUCACCGCCGAUCUGCAGAAGCUUGACCUGAGCUACUGCCAGAUUCGUAACAUCAACGGCCAGAUGUUCAAGGGAAUGGAAGGACUGACCAACCUGAUCCUCAAGGGCAACCGCAUCAAGAAGAUCAACCAGAUCGCGUUCACCUCGCUCAAGGGCCUGCGCCAAAUUGACCUGUCCCAGAACUAUCUGGACCAGAUCUCCGCGCUGACCUUCCUCGGCAACAAGGACCUGGACAUCAUCAAGCUGAAUGACAACCCGCGCCUCAAGCAGCUGCCGGCCGAAGGCUUCCAGAGCUCGUACGGCACGUUCAACACAUACAUGCUGGACGUUUCCAACUGCGACAUCUCCGAGCUGGCCAACAACACCUUCAAGACAAUGCCGCAGCUAACCCGGCUGAACCUGGCCUGGAAUAACCUGCAGACGCUGGAACCGGCCGUGCUGAGCUACUUGGACAAACUGAUGGAACUGGACCUGAGCAACAACUUGAUCACCGACCUUGGCGAGCACACCUUCACGCAGAAUCGCAAUCUGAACAAGCUGAACCUCUCCGGCAACCAGAUCUCGCGCCUCUCGGCCAAGGUCUUCCUGCCGCUGCAGUACCUGAACCAUCUGGACGUGAGCGAUUGCGACCUGCGCACGAUCUGGGACAGUUCGAACCAGCUGGCUAAGAACCCCAAGGUGCUGCCGAACCUGAAGCUGCUGAACGUGUCGUACAACGAGAUCUACAGCGUGUACGUGUCGGACCUGGAAUCGCUGACCAGCUUGCGCGUGCUGGACAUCAAGAACAACUCGCUCAAGUGCAACCCGCACUUCAAGGCGCUGAUCAAGUGGUUGGGCGUGAAGAAGGUUUCGCUGGGCGAUUCGAGCAAGGAACAGCGCACUCACGCCGAGCUGAACGCGUACAUCACGGACAACUCGGCACCGCUGAUCGAGUGGAGCCAGUUUGCGCAGGAGAUCUGUCAGACGGCGAAGAACGCUGGCGGUGAUUCGCCGGUGGUGGUCAAGGACACCGAAAUCGAUGAGACGGAUGACGAUGAUAACGAUACGGAAGAGGAUGAGACCGAUGAUGAGGACUACUCGGAGGAGCAGAACACCAAGAACGAAGAUCCGAUCGAUAGCAACGAUCCUCAGUACUACGACGAGGACGGUAACGAUGACGAUGAUGAUGAGAACGAAAACUUGGUGGAUGCCGCCAACGGUCUUCAGAAGAUCGAGCAGGCCAUCCUCGGAGGCAAGAUCAAGUCCGACGAUCCGCUGGAUGAGGAAGUCGUCAUCCUGGACGGCAACACGCUGCUCCAGAUCAGCGGCCUGUGGUUGCCGAUCCUGUGCAUUGCCAUGGGCAUCGUGGUGAUCAUGCUGGCCAUCAGCAGGAUCUUCGCGAUCAUGAUGAGGAAACGUGGCGAACGCUACCGCCAGGCUCUGCUUGCUUCCAAGAACUCGAUCGUGUACCAGAAGCUGACCGAAGAUAUUGUGGCGCCCAAAACGCCCAAGGUGCACCGAUACGCCCCGAUUCAGCAAGUCUAAACUCCUCUUCCCCCCCUCUUCCUUCUUAUCCUUCAGAAAUAACUACUUAACCCCUCACAGCAAACAAUGUAGGCUUCCAUACGGUCGUUCCCUGGUGGGAGGACAUCUUCCGAUAUAGAGAAAAAAGUGAGCUGCUUAAAAGAUUUCCAGUCCUUCCAAACUACAGUCAGCUAUAUACGGUUUUUUUGUAACAAAUUAUACUAGUAUUAAGGUCAUAGUACUUAUAACAAGAGAAACCAGCGGUAAUUGUAUUUAUUAAGUUUUUCCUUCUUUCUUGAUAACACUUAAAAGCGCAGUGAAUCAAACUCCUUAUUGGUCGGACUUCAACAAUACUAAAAACGAAACGUGUAUGAUUUUCAUUUUCUAAACAUUCCGUCAAGUAACGUCAAGAUGCUGAGAACUUUUUCUCUUUUUUUUGCAAACCCCUCAUUCUAAAAACAUAUAAUUAUACUCAACCUUUUUUCAAUACCACAAAAGAAAACACCACAAAAGCCAGAAGCAAUCCUUACAAUUACGCACACAAUUGAGAAAAAAAAACUAGUAAGGUAAAGAAACUAACUAACUAUAAACAACAUAAAAGCAGCAAAAGUAUACUUCCAUUGUGUGCCAUUAGAGAAAAAAAGCAAGCAAGCGCAAGUGUAAAGUUUACAGCACAAAAAAAAAACAAUCGAGCAAAUUUUUGAAGAAGUAAAAGGGAAAAAACUUGUGUCUUUUUCGAGUUGACAGCACAGCAAAAAUCAACAAUGGCCAAAUGUGAGAAGAACAACAAAACAAGUGAAAUUAAAACGUAAGAGUUAAACGUGAGGAAAACAAACACACACACAAACAAAUGAGCAGUAAAUCUGUCAAGCAAACACACACACACACAAACGAAAACUUCAGUAUAUUUUUUUCGUCUUUAAAUUAUUGUGGAACAUUUUACAAUUUAUAACAAUUUGUCGUUUGGUUUUUUUGAUAAAAUAAAGCAGUUUUAUCAAACAUUA